CCAAAAAUUUCAAUCCUCUCUUCUUCCCUUUUCCUACACUUUAGUUUGCUACACCAAAUUCUCUCUCCCUUCUCUUAUUCUUAUUAUUCCUCACCAAGCCUAUUAACAAAUAUUUUGUUACACCAAAUUAUUAGCCUCUCAAAAAUGGGAUCACCCGAAUCAAAUUUGCCACCAGGUUUUAGGUUCCAUCCAACGGAUGAAGAACUCAUUCUUCACUACCUUAGGAAGAAGGUAGCAUCCAUACCCUUACCUGUUUCCAUCAUCGCUGAGGUUGAUAUCUACAAAUUGGAUCCAUGGGAAUUACCAGCUAAGGCUGCGUUUGGUGAGAAAGAAUGGUACUUCUUCAGUCCAAGAGACCGGAAGUACCCAAACGGUGCGAGGCCAAACAGGGCAGCUGCUUCAGGGUAUUGGAAGGCUACGGGUACCGACAAGACCAUCGUGGUGUCGCCGGCGGCCACAGUUACACGUAGAGUAGGCCAAGAGAGCAGCGUUGGUGUCAAGAAGGCUCUUGUUUUCUACAAAGGAAGGCCUCCAAAGGGUGUCAAAACCAAUUGGAUCAUGCACGAAUAUCGUCUUGUAGACAACAAUAGACCCAUUAAGCUCAAAGAUACUUCCAUGAGAUUGGAUGACUGGGUUCUAUGCCGGAUUUAUAAGAAGUCGAAAUUCUCAGUAUCUUCACCGGAGGAAUCACCGUCGAGUGAAGUUCAGGCUGCAGAAGAAAAUGGUUUAUUCAAGAACACCAUUUUAAGGAGUCCAAUUCCAACACCGUCGCCAUCGCCACCGUCGCCGCUGCCGCAGCCACUGCUCUCUCAAAAAUCUGUGUCCUUCUCAAACCUCUUAGAUGCCAUGGACUACUCCAUGCUCAGCACCAUCUUAUCUGAGAACAAUAACAACAACACCCUUGAUCAGCAACAAUACUCGCAGAUCAACACCAACCAAUUGAACCAUUCAUCGAACAUGGAGAACAUUAGUAACAGCAACAUGAUGGUGAUGAGGUCAAAGCGCCAGAUAGAGGAGGAAACAACAACGGUGUUGCACCCAUCAAAGAAGUUCCAUCACCAACUUAUGGGCUCUUCUUCUUGCAGCUUCCCUAAUAACAUUAACAACACAAACACUGCACAAUACGAGAACCCGCAAUGGAACUACCUUGUCAAGCAAUCCUUCUUGAACCAGCACUUACUUCUCGCUCCUCAUCUUCGAUUUCAAGGAUAGACCAAAAUAAGAAAAAGAAAACAAAAAUUGAAAUUAGGAAAAGAUAUUUGAAAUAUCGAAUCCACAAGUUGAGCCCACCGAUUUGGUCAUUAUUAGUACACAGAAAAUUACAAAAGGUACCGGUUUUUUUCUUUUUAAUUUAUUUUUUGUUUUGUUUAGUUCGUGCUUGAUAAAUGAAAUUAGAGAUUAUUGUUAGAUGAUUAUUGAUGAAGCGGAAUAAAAAAGAUUCCGUUAUUCAAAGAAAAAUAUCCUAGCUAGUCUCUUAAUUUUGUGACAAAUCAGAAGCAAAUUCAUGUACAAAAUGUUAAUUAUAUUUGUACGUGGUGUUACGUUAGUUGUUGGGUUUGGCAGGUUAGCUUUAUUGAUAUUGAUAGAUAAAUAUACUCUUUGUAGAUAAAGGUAUUGUUCUGAUUUUGUGAUCAUAUAUUUAUAUAUUUUUCAAUUUUCAUUCUUUUCCGGGAAAAAAGUUUACGGUAGC
Messenger RNA from Arachis stenosperma, 1690 nucleotides. Its product is annotated as NAC transcription factor 29. The transcript is spliced from 3 exons. The record is from RefSeq and is a predicted model, not a curated record. Gene Ontology annotation, biological process: regulation of DNA-templated transcription. The coding region runs from base 145 to 1212 and encodes 355 amino acids. Lineage: Eukaryota; Viridiplantae; Streptophyta; Magnoliopsida; Fabales; Fabaceae. Gene Ontology annotation, molecular function: DNA binding.